Molecule: messenger RNA, 2384 nt
Organism: Gasterosteus aculeatus aculeatus (three-spined stickleback)
Lineage: Eukaryota; Metazoa; Chordata; Actinopteri; Perciformes; Gasterosteidae
Source: RefSeq, a predicted model, not a curated record
CGUGUCUAGUUCACGUGUCUAGUUCUCCAUCAGAUUCUAUGACCUGCAGUGUUGGAAAAAGUACUCAUUUACUUAAGUAAAAGUAUGUAAGUAUUACCAUUACUAUAAUUACCAAGUUAAAGCUAAAGUACAAAAUUAGCAGAAAAUCGGGGUGUGACUGAUAUAUAUGAAAUACCUUUAAGUGCAUCAUUGAAUACUUAUGAGUCGGUGCAUAAGCAGCCGAUUUUCUGGAAAGUAGUACUUUUUCCAAUACUGCAGAUCACAGAAUCUGAUGGGUCACCAAAAAUGGUGUAACACUGUCGACUUUUUACCGUUGUUGCUUAAAUGUUCAUUUACUUUGUCAAACUUCAUUGCAUGUCUCAGUCAAAAUGCUGGUCCAGGUGAAGUACAGCCAACAGCAGAAGUAUGUAAAGUUGGACGACGAUGAAGGACUGUUUGACUUUCUGCAAUUCCAUGAAAAGGGUUAGUAUGGCUUACAAAAAAGGUUUUAAACCACAUCCAUGUUCUUUUUAAAGCUCUUUACAUGCCUUUAUCAGACUCUUAUACUGUAAAUGGGUGUACAUUGCUAAACAUUUUCGGUUCUGCUAUGUGUGCUUCAUGAAGUGUAAAGUAUAAUAUACACCAAAACAGUCAAUAAAAAAAAGGCAAUCAGCAAUUUUUAAAUUUGGACUUGGAAGGGAAUGGGUUUUGUGAGGGACAAAUGCUCUAUGUCUAUUUAAUGAUUAUACAGUGUUGGAUGUAUGUAUUUAACAUGAACAGUUAUUGGCUGUGAGGCAAGAAACAGUGCGGACUUCAAAAGCACAUUCAGUUUGACCUUAUCUAUUCCAGUCAUGGAGAGAUUUGCCCUGCCACCUGAUGCAAAUGUUAUAUACAAGGAUGCAACAGGGACAGAAGUUGAUGCAGAAAUAUUCAGCGACCUCGCUGGACAAGGCAAUGUGGUCCUGACAGUUUUCUCAGAUCAGGAAUUCUCUGAUUUCUCCUUGUCUUCUGAGACGUCUGACUCAAGCUUCAGCUCAAGUGCAUCAACUACAAUCCUAGAUGUUCCUAACAAGAGACAAAGAAUUGAGGAUACACGUGAUGCUGUGUCUGCUAAACAGUUGAUAGAAGCUGUGCUAAGAGGCAAGUCCGGAGGUGAAGAAGUACUACAGGAGUACCAAACAACAGAAACCCUAACAGAUGCUGCAAGAAGACAAAUGGUUAAUAUCCUGGUGGCUCACAUGAUUGACAAUCAUGGGCACUGCCCCACUAAAACAAUCAGAAGAUUAUGCACGUGGGAUAGUGAUGCUGUUCCCUUCCCUUAAGGAUCCAUACUCCAAGAAGGGCUAUGAACACUUCUAUGAUGCUGCAAGCAGCACGGGAUACAUUUCUUGGCGUCUGAAAACAGUCCAGAGGAAGAUUCGUCAAGGAUCUGCACAGCCACCAAAUAGCCCAAUUGACUUUUCUCCAGGAGGCCCAAAUUGCCAAAGGACUGUUAAUGUUGAAGGGCAGCUUGAUGGUGAUGCUUGCCAAGAGGCCAUGUCUUUGCUUAACCAUACAGCAGACAAUUCCCUGAUUUUCCAGAAGAUGAGUGAGACCUUUCAGCAUCGUCAGAAGCUUGUUAAUGACCCAGGCAGAAGUGUUGAUAUACUCUCCAGCUUCCCGAGAUUUCUGGAUACAAAAGGAUUGGUGGACCAAGACUUCACUCUCCUAUUUGACGAAGACACAUCCUCCAGGCUUCUUCAGAAAUGGGAUUUGUUCUUCAAGCCAAAUGUCAUUAAAGAGGCUAAGCGGCUCACCUCAACACCAGAGUUGCGUCGCUUGGUGCAGUCAGCAGAAAGUCCCCCAGGAAGUGAUCUUGAUGAGGCAACAACCUACGACCAAGAAAUGGCCUCCCUGUUGUUGCUGUUACAUCUCCUUCCACCACCUCCAGGGGGACUGAAGUCUCCAAAAAUGAGUGCAUGUGAUGCAGUUGAAAGACUUGUUGUCUUUCAUAAGUCAUGCUGCAGUUUGGAGGAGCAUCUCCGCAACCAGCAGGGUCGGCAGCCGUACCUCCUCGCUGUUGGGCGUCAGAAGAGCAAGAUUGACAGCUUCUACAUCACCAUGGAUAAGCGUCUCAUCCCAUGCAAGGCAAACCGCUCCCUCGGGGCAUGUGAUGAACUUUUCAAAGCACAUUUUGUGUUUAAUUUGUCUUACGAUGUGGCACUUGUGAAUUUUUAUACAUUCCUGCAGACAACAGUGUAUAAGAUUGAUGUGGGGAAAAUGAAGGAGUCACCCAGAGUUAAAGACUUGAGAGCAAGACUGCUUAACCAGCCAGUAGCAUUCUCACCCUGUGAGUAAGAAGCUAUAACAAUGCUGACCUGUUUCAUGUGUCAGAAAAAUUAUCCCAGCAGUCAGCAGUUGAUUUC